Castor canadensis (American beaver) is the source of this 14228-nucleotide messenger RNA. Lineage: Eukaryota; Metazoa; Chordata; Mammalia; Rodentia; Castoridae. The record is from RefSeq and is a predicted model, not a curated record.
CCACAGGACAGCGAGCGGGCGGCUGCAGGCGGCGCCGAGCGAGGCCGGGCCAUGGGGCGGUGGACGGCGGGAGCGCUGCUGCUGGCGCUGCUGCUGCACGGACGGCUGCUCGCGGUGAUCCAUGGGCUGAGAGCCUACGAUGGCCUGUCUCUGCCUGAGGACACAGAGACCGUCACAGUGGGCCGGGCUGGCUGGAGCUACUCAUACCUUUCUGAUGACGAGGACUUGCUGGCUGAUGAUGCAUCUGGAGAUGGCCUGGGCAGUGGGGACCUGGGCAGCGGGGACUUCCAGAUGGUGUAUUUCCGGGCCCUGGUAAAUUUCACUCGCUCCAUCGAGUACAGUCCCCAGCUAGAAGAUGCAGGCUCCAAGGAGUUUCGAGAGGUGUCAGAGGCUGUGGUGGACAAGCUGGAGUCAGAAUACUUGAAGAUUCCUGGAGACCAGGUUGUCAGCGUGGUGUUCAUCAAGGAACUGGACGGCUGGGUCUUUGUGGAGCUGGAUGUGGGCUCAGAAGGGAAUGCAGAUGGGGCUCAAAUCCAGGAGGUGCUGCACACGGUCGUCUCUGAAGGCUCCAUUGGCUCUUACAUUACCUCUCCCCGGGGAUUCCAGUUCCGACGCCUGGGCACAGUGCCCCAGGUCCCAAGAGUCUGCACGGAGGCUGAGUUUGCCUGCCAUAGCCACAAUGAGUGUGUGGCGUUGGAGUAUCGCUGUGACCGGCGGCCUGACUGCAGGGACAUGUCUGAUGAGCUCAAUUGCGAGGAUGAAGUCCCUGAGUUCAGCUCCUUGCUACCCUCUGUGGUGGAGAUGACACCUUCACCAGUUUGGCCAGAGCCAACUACAAAACAGCCACCUCCAGACACGCCUGGACCCCAGUCUCUGCUCCCCGGUCCAGACAGGCCCUUGCCUUGUGGCCACCAGGAGGUUGCAUGCCACAGCGGCCACUGCAUCCCCAAAGACUACCUCUGUGACGGGCAGGAGGACUGCAGAGAUGGUAGUGAUGAGCUGGACUGCGGGCCCCCCCAGCCCUGCGAGCCCAAUGAGUUCCCCUGUGGAAAUGGGCACUGUGCCCUCAAGCUGUGGCGUUGUGAUGGUGACUUUGACUGCGAGGACCACACAGAUGAGGCCAACUGCCCUGCAAAGCACCCUGAGGAAGUGUGCGGGCCCACGCAGUUUCGAUGCGUCUCCACCAACAAGUGCAUCCCUGCCAGCUUCCACUGUGAUGAGGAGAGCGACUGUCCUGAUCGCAGCGACGAGUUUGGUUGCAUGCCUCCCCAGGUGGUGACCCCACCCCAGGAGUCCAUCCAGGUUUCCCGAGGCCAGACGGUUACCUUCACCUGUGUGGCCAUCGGCGUCCCUAUCCCCAUCAUCAACUGGAGACUCAACUGGGGCCAUAUCCCCUCUCAUCCCAGAGUGACAAUGACCAGUGAAGGUGGCCGCGGCACUCUGACCAUUCGUGACGUGAAGGAGGCAGACCAGGGUGCCUACACGUGUGAGGCCAUGAACGCGCGUGGCAUGGUGUUUGGCAUUCCCGAUGGCGUGCUGGAGCUUGUCCCACAGCGAGCAGGUCCCUGCCCCGACGGGCACUUCUACCUGGAGCACAGCGCCUCCUGCCUGCCCUGCUUCUGCUUUGGGGUGACCAGUGUGUGCCAGAGCAGCCACCGCUUCUGGGACCAGAUCCGGCUGCAAUUUGACCAGCCCGAGGACUUUAAGGGUGUGAACGUGACGAUGCCUGCACAGCCUGGCAUGCCACCCCUCUCCUCCACCCAGCUGCAGAUCGACACAACUCUGCAGGAGUUCCAGCUGGUCGACCUGUCACGCCGCUUCCUCAUCCACGACUCUUUCUGGGCUCUGCCCGAGCAGUUUCUGGGCAACAAGGUGGACUCCUAUGGUGGCUCCCUGCGCUACAAGGUGCGCUAUGAGCUGGCGCGUGGCAUGCUGGAGCCAGUGCAGCGGCCGGACGUGAUCCUUGUGGGUGCUGGAUAUCGCCUACUAUCCCGAGGCCAUACGGCCACCCAGCCUGGGGCUGUGAACCAGCGCCAGGUCCAGCUUUCGGAGGAGCACUGGGUGCAUGAGUCCGGCCGGCCAGUGCAGCGGGCAGAGAUGCUGCAGGUGCUGACGAGCCUGGAGGCGGUGCUCAUCCAGACCGUGUAUAACACCAAGAUGGCCAGCGUGGGACUGAGCGACAUCACCAUGGACACCACCGUCACCCAUGCCACCAGCCAUGGCCGCGCCUACACUGUGGAGGAGUGCAGGUGCCCCAUUGGGUAUUCUGGCUUGUCCUGCGAGAGCUGUGAUGCCCACUUUACCCGAGUCCCUGGUGGGCCCUACCUGGGCACUUGCUCUGGCUGCAACUGCAAUGGCCAUGCCAGCUCCUGUGACCCUGUGUAUGGCCACUGCCUGAAUUGCCAGCACAACACUGAAGGACCACAGUGCAACAAGUGUAAGGCUGGCUUCUUUGGGGACGCCACAAAGGCCACCGCCAUUGCCUGCCGGCCCUGCCCGUGCCCGUACAUUGAUGCCUCCCGCAGAUUCUCAGACUCUUGCUUCCUGGACACGGAUGGCCAAGCCACGUGUGAUGCAUGUGCCCCCGGCUACACAGGCCGACGCUGUGAGAGCUGUGCCCCCGGGUACGAAGGCAACCCCAUCCAGCCGGGCGGGAAGUGCAGGCCCAGCAACCAGGAGAUUGUGCGCUGUGAUGAGCGAGGCAGUGUGGAGACUGCAGGAGAGGCCUGCCGCUGUAAGAACAAUGUGGUGGGGCGCUUGUGCAACGAGUGUGCUGAUGGCUCAUUCCACCUGAGCUCGCAGAACCCCGACGGUUGCCUUAAGUGCUUCUGCAUGGGUGUCAGCCGCCAGUGCACCAGCUCCUCCUGGAGCCGUGCCCAGGUGCUUGGGGCCUCAGAGGAGCCCACCCAGUUCAGCCUGACCAAUGCUGCCGGCACCCACGCUACCAGCGAGGGCAUCUCAUCCCCCACACCUGGAGAGCUGGUUUUCUCCUCCUUCCACACCCUCUUAUCUGGACCCUACUUCUGGAGCCUCCCGUCACGCUUCCGGGGGGACAAGGUGACCUCCUACGGGGGAGAGCUGCACUUCACAGUGACUCAGCGGCCCCGGCCUGGCUCUGCACCCCUGCAUGGGCAGCCGCUGGUGAUGCUGCAGGGCAAUGGCAUCAUCCUGGAGCACCACACCUCUCGGGAGCCCAGUCCCGGCCAGCCUGCUGCCUUCACCAUACCCUUCCGGGAGCAAGCAUGGCAGCGGCCUGAUGGGCAGCCAGCCACACGGGAGCACCUGUUGAUGGCACUGGCGGGCAUCGACACCCUUCUGAUUCAAGCAUCCUACACCCAGAACCCCGCCGAGAGCAGGGUCUCCGGCAUCAGCAUGGAUAUGGCUGUACCUGAUAGCACUGGUCAGGACCCUGCACUGGAAGUGGAGCAGUGCACCUGCCCACCUGGAUACCGGGGCCCAUCCUGCCAGGACUGUGACACAGGCUACACACGCAUGCCUAGUGGCCUCUACCUGGGCACCUGUGAACGCUGCAGCUGCCAUGGCCACUCGGAAGUCUGUGAGCCUGAGACUGGUGCCUGCCAGGGAUGCCAGCACCACACAGAGGGCCCGCAGUGUGAUCAGUGCCAGCCUGGAUACUACGGGGAUGCCCAGCGUGGGACGCCAUAUGACUGCCAGCCGUGUCCGUGCCAUGGAAUCCCCUCUUCUGGCCAGGCCACCCACACUUGCUUUCUGGAUACAGACGGUCAUCCCACCUGUGACUCCUGCUCCCCAGGACACAGUGGGCGUCACUGUGAGAGGUGUGCCCCAGGUUACUAUGGCAACCCCAGCCAGGGCCAGCCCUGUCAGAGAGAUGGCCAGGUGCCAGACGUGACAGGCUGUGACUGUGACCCCCAGGGCAGUAUCGGCAGCCAAUGUGAUGCCACUGGCCAGUGCCAGUGCAAGGCCCAGGUAGAAGGCCUCACCUGCAGCCACUGCCGGCCCCACCACUUCCAUCUGAGUGCUAGCAACCCUGAAGGCUGCCUGCCCUGCUUCUGCAUGGGUGUCACCCAGCAGUGUGCCAGCUCCUCCUACACACGCCACCUGAUCUCCACCCACUUUGCUCCUGGGGACUUUCAAGGGUUUGCCCUGGUGAACCCACAGCGUAACAGCCGCCUGACUGGAGGCUUCACUGUGGAACCCCUGCCUGAUGGCGUCCAGCUCUCCUUCAGCAACUUCGCCAACCUUGGCCACGAGUCCUUCUACUGGCAGCUGCCGGAGCCAUACCAGGGAGACAAGGUGGCAGCUUAUGGUGGGAAGCUUCGCUACACCCUGUCCUACAUGACGGGGCCACAGGGUAGCCCGCUCUUGGACCCUGAGGUUCAGAUCACGGGCAACAAUAUCAUGCUGGUGGCAUCCCAGCCAGCACCACAGGGCCGUGAGAGGAAGAACUAUGAGAUCAUCUUCCGAGAGGAAUUCUGGCACCGGCCCGACGGGCAGCCGGCCACCCGAGAGCACCUGCUUAUGGCGCUGGCUGACCUGGAUGAGUUCCUGGUCCGGGCCACAUUCUCCUCAGUGCCAAGGGCAGCCAGCAUCAGUGCUGUCAGCCUGGAAGUUGCCCAGCCAGGGCCCUCCCAUGGACCCCAGGCAUUCGAGGUGGAGGAAUGCCGCUGCCCCCCAGGCUAUGUUGGUUUGUCCUGCCAGGACUGCGCCCCUGGCUACACGCGCACUGGGAGCGGGCUCUACCUCGGCCACUGUGAGCUAUGUGAAUGCAAUGGUCACUCAGACCUGUGCCACCCGGAGACCGGGGCCUGCUCGCAAUGCCAGCACAAUACUGCUGGUGAGUUCUGUGAACUGUGUGCACCUGGCUACUAUGGCGAUGCCACUGCCGGGACACCUGAGGACUGCCAGCCCUGUGCUUGCCCGUUGACCAACCCAGAAAACAUGUUCUCCCGCACUUGUGAGAGCUUGGGAGCCAGUGGGUACCGCUGCACAGCCUGUGAACCCGGCUAUGCUGGCCAGUACUGUGAGCAGUGCGCCCCAGGUUACGUGGGUAACCCCAAUGUGCAAGGAGGCCGGUGCCUGCCUCAGGCAGAUCAAGCCCCUCUGGUGGUGCAGGUCCAUCCUGCUCGGAGCGUAGUACCCCAAGGUGGCCCCCACUCCCUGCGGUGCCAGGUCAGUGGGAGCCCACCGCACUACUUCUACUGGUCCCGAGAGGAUGGACGGCCCGUGCCCAGCAGCACCCAGCAGCGACAUCAAGGCUCCGAGCUCCACUUCCCCAGUGUCCAGCCCUCUGAUGCUGGUGUCUACAUCUGCACCUGCCGGAACCACCACCAUACGAGCACCAGCCGGGCAGAGCUGCUGGUCACCGAGGCCCCCAGCAAGCCCAUCACAGUGACAGUGGAGGAACAGCGGAGCCAGAGUGUACGCCCCGGAGCUGACGUCACCUUCAUCUGCACGGCCAAGAGCAAGUCCCCAGCUUACACUCUGGUGUGGACUCGCCUACACAAUGGGAAGCUGCCCUCCAGAGCCAUGGACUUCAACGGCAUCCUGACCAUUCGCAAUGUGCAGCUGAGUGAUGCAGGCACCUACGUGUGCACCGGCUCCAAUAUGUUCGCCAUGGACCAGGGCACAGCCACACUGCAUGUGCAAGCCUCGGGUACCUUGACUGCUCCUGUGGUCUCCAUCCACCCACCACAGCUCACAGUGCAGCCUGGGCAACUGGCUGAGUUCCGCUGCAGUGCCACAGGGAACCCCUCUCCCACCCUUGAGUGGACAGGGGGCCCUGGCGGCCAGCUCCCUCAGAAGGCUCAGAUCCACGGGGGCAUCCUGCGCCUGCCAGCUGUUGAGCCCUCGGAUCAGGGCCAGUACCUGUGCAGAGCCCACAGCAGUGCUGGACAGCACGUGGCCAGGGCCUUGCUGCAGGUGCAUGGGGGCAAUGGACCCAGGGUCCAGGUGAGCCCUGAGAGGACACAGGUGCAUGAGGGGCGCACAGUCAGGCUGUACUGCAGGGCCGCAGGCGUGCCUGGUGCCAGCAUCACAUGGAGGAAGGAAGGAGGCAGCCUGCCCCCACAGGCCCGAUCGGAGCGCACAGACAUUGCCACUCUGCUCAUCCCGGCCAUCACACCUGCUGACGCUGGCUUCUACCUCUGCGUGGCCACCAGUCCCACAGGCACCGCCCAGGCGCGCAUCCAAGUGGUUGUCCUGUCAGCCUCAGGUGCCAGCACACCGCCAGUCCGAAUUGAGUCCUCCUCGCCAUCAGUGACUGAAGGACAGACACUCGAUCUCAACUGUGCAGUGACAGGGUUGGCCCACACCCAGAUCACAUGGUACAAGAGAGGGGGAAGCCUGCCUCCCCAUGCCCAGGUCCACGGCUCCCUGCUGCGGCUCCCCCAGGCCUCCCCAGCUGAUUCUGGAGAAUAUGUGUGUCGAGUGGAGAGUGACUCGGGUCCCAAGGAGGCUUCCAUCAUUGUCUCUGUCCUCCACAGCUCCCACUCUAGCCCCAGCCACACCCCAGCCACUGGCAGCACCCAGCCCAUCCGCAUUGAGUCCUCCUCUUCCAAUGUGGCCGAGGGGCAGACCCUGGAUCUGAAUUGUGUGGUGCCCGGACAGGCCCAGGUGACAUGGCGCAAGCGUGGGGGCAGCCUCCCUGCCCGGCACCAGACCCAUGGCUCCCUACUGCGACUGCACCAGGUGUCCCCUGCCGACUCGGGCGAGUACGUGUGCCAUGUGGUCCUUGGCUCAGAGCACAUGGAGACCUCUGUCCUGGUCACUAUUGAGCCCUCGGACUCCAUUCCUGCCCCAGGACCCAUCCCACCUGUCAGAAUCGAGUCUUCAUCCUCCACAGUGGCCGAGGGGCAGACCCUGGAUCUCAAUUGUGUGGUGGCAAGACAGGCCCACCCACAGGUCACGUGGUACAAACGUGGAGGUAGCCUUCCCGCCCGGCACCAGGUCCGAGGCCCCCGCCUGUACAUCUUCCAAGCCUCCCCAGUGGACGCAGGAGAAUAUGUCUGUAGAGCCAGCAACGGCCUGGAGGCCUCCAUCACAGUCACAGUGACCAGCACCCAGGGAGCCAACUUCGUCUACCCCCCUGGUGGCACCCAACCCAUCCGCAUCGAGUCCUCUUCCUCCCAUGUGGCUGAGGGGCAGACCCUGGAUCUGAACUGUGUGGUGCCAGGACAAGCCCAUUCCCAGGUCACGUGGCACAAACGCGGGGGCAGCCUGCCUGCCCGGCACCAGACCCACGGCUCCCUGCUAAGGCUACACCAGGUGUCCCCUGCUGACUCGGGCGAGUAUGUGUGCCGGGUGGAGGGCAGCUCCGGGCCUCUGGAGACUUCUGUCCUGGUCACCAUUGUGCCUGCAGGCUCUGUGCCUGCACUUGGUGUCACCCCUCCAGUCCGGAUAGAGUCAUCUUCCUCUCAUGUGGCUGAAGGGCAGACCCUGGAUCUGAACUGCCUUGUUUACGGACAGGCUCAUGCCCAGGUCACAUGGCACAAGCGUGGGGGCAGCCUUCCCGCCCAGCACCAGGUGCAUGGGUCAAGGCUGCGGCUGCCCCAGGUGACUCCAGCUGACUCCGGGGAAUAUGUGUGCCGUGUGGCCAGUGGCUCAGGCACCCAGGAAGCCUCGGUCCUCGUCAAAAUCCAGCAGCGCCUCAGUCCCACACACACCCAGAGUGUGGUGUAUCCUGUCCGUAUUGAGUCUUCCUCAGCCUCACUGGCCAAUGGGCACACCCUGGACCUCAACUGCCUGGUUGCCAGCCACGCCCCCCAUACCAUCACCUGGUAUAAGCGUGGAGGCAGCUUACCGAGCCGGCAUCAGAUUGUGGGCUCCCGGCUGAGGAUCCCUCAGGUGACUCCAGCAGACUCCGGCGAGUACGUGUGUCAUGUCAGUAACGGUGCCGGUUCCCAGGAGACUUCACUCAUUGUCACCAUCCAGGGCAGUGGCUCCUCCCAUGUGCCCAGUGUCUCCCCACCAAUCAAGAUUGAGUCAUCAUCCCCCACAGUGGUGGAAGGACAAACCUUGGAUCUGAACUGUGUGGUUGCUGGACAGACCCAGGCUACCAUCACGUGGUACAAGCGUGGGGGCAGCCUUCCUUCCAGACACCAGACCCAUGGCUCCCGCCUGCGGCUACACCAGAUGUCUGUGGCUGACUCGGGGGAGUACGUGUGCCGGGCCAAUAACAACAUCGAUGCCCAGGAGGCCUCCAUCGUGGUCUCUGUCUCUCCCAGCUCCAGCAACCCCUCCACCCCUGUCGGAGCUGUGCCUAUCAGAAUCGAGUCAUCAUCUUCACACGUGGCUGAAGGGCAGACCCUGGAUCUGAACUGCGUGGUCCCUGGGCAGGCCCAUGCCCAGGUCACAUGGCACAAGCGUGGGGGUAGCCUGCCCACUCACCAUCAGGCCCACGGCUCAAGGCUACGGUUGUACCGGGUGUCCCCAGCUGACUCAGGUGAAUAUGUAUGCCGCGUGCUCGGCAGUUCUGGCCCCCUGGAGGCUUCAGUCCUGGUCACCAUCGAGGCUUCUGGCUCCAGUGCUGUACAUGUACCUGGUGGAGCCCCACCCAUCCGCAUUGAGACCUCUUCUUCUCGAGUGGCCGAAGGGCAGACACUGGAUCUGAACUGUGUGGUACCCGGGCAGGCCCAUGCCCAGGUCACAUGGCACAAGCGUGGGGGCAGCCUCCCCGCCCAUCACCAGGUCCACGGCCCCCUGCUGAGGCUGAACCAUGUGUCCCCGCCUGACUCCGGCGAGUAUUCAUGCCAAGUGACUGGCAGCUCAGGCACCCUGGAGGCUUCUGUCCUGGUCACAAUUGAGGCCUCCAGCCCAGGCCCCAUUCCUGCCCCAGGACUGGCCCGGCCCAUCUACAUUGAGGCCUCCUCCUCCCAUGUGGCUGAGGGGCAGACGCUGGAUCUGAAUUGCGUGGUGCCAGGACAGGCCCACGCCCAGGUCACAUGGCACAAGCGUGGAGGCAGCCUGCCCGCCAGGCAUCAGACCCAUGGCUCCCAGCUGCGGCUUCACCACGUCUCCCCUGCUGACUCUGGCGAGUACGUGUGCCGCGUGGUGGGCAGCUCAGGCCCUGUACAGGAGGCCUCAUUCACAGUCACAAUCCCACCCAGUGCAGGGUCUUCCUACCGCCUCCGGAGCCCUGUUAUCUCCAUCGAUCCACCCAGCAGCACCGUGCAGCAGGGCCAAGAUGCAAGCUUCAAAUGCCUUAUUCAUGAAGGGGCAACCCCCAUCAACCUUGAGUGGAAGACCCGGAACCAAGAGCUAGAGGACAAUGUCCAUAUCAGCCCCAACGGCUCCAUCAUCACCAUCGUGAGCACUCGGCCCAGUAACCAUGGGGCCUACCGCUGCGUGGCCUCCAAUGCUUAUGGUGUGGCCCAGAGUGUCGUGAACCUUAGUGUGCACGGACCCCCUACACUAUCUGUGCUCCCUGAGGGCCCUGUGAGGGUGAAAAUGGGAAAGGACAUCGCCCUGGAGUGCGUCAGUGCGGGGGAGCCCCGCUCCUCACCCCGCUGGACCCGAGUUGGAACUCUUGCCAAGAUGGAGCCACGGACAUAUGGGCUCAUGGACAGCCACACAGUGCUGAAGAUUUCAUCAGCGAAACCAUCAGAUGCUGGGACCUAUGUGUGCCUAGCCCAGAAUGCCCUGGGCACAGCACAGAAGCAGGUGGAGGUGAUCGUGGACACAGGCACUGUGGCCCCAGGGGCCCCCCAGGUUCAGAUUGAAGAAGCUGAGCUUACCUUGGAAGCUGGACACACAGCCACACUGCGCUGCUCUGCCACAGGCAGCCCCGCGCCCACCAUCCACUGGUCCAAGCUGCGCUCCCCACUGCCCUGGCAGCACCGGCUGGAAGGCAACACACUGAUCAUCCCCCGGGUGGCCCAGCAGGACUCGGGCCAGUACAUCUGUAAUGCCAGCAGCCCUAUCGGGCAUGCCGAAGCCACUGUCGUCCUGCACGUGGAGAGUCUACCAUAUGCCACCAUAGUCCCAGAGCGUGCCUCAGUGCGGGUAGGGGAGCCAGUGCAGCUGCAGUGCCUGGCUCACGGCACACCUCCGCUGAACUUCCAGUGGGGCCGCAGUGGUGGAAGCCUCCCUGUGAGAGCCACUGCUAGAAAUGAGCUGCUAUAUUUGGAGCCCACAGGCCCGGAGGACUCUGGCACCUACCGCUGCCAAGUCACCAACAAAGUGGGCUCGGCUGAGGCUUUUGCCCGUGUGCUUGUGGAAGACUCUUCCAGCUCUGUCCCAGGUACCUCGGUCCAGGCAGGAUCCGUACCCUCCGUGCACGUCACUCCACAGCUGGAGACCAAGAGCACUGGGGCCAGCGUGGAGUUCCACUGUGCUGUGCCCAGUGAUCAGGGAACCCAGCUCCGCUGGCUCAAGGAGGGAGGUCAGCUGCCCCCUGGCCACAGCAUACAGGAUGGGGUACUCCGAAUCCAGAACUUGGACCAGAGCUGCCAAGGGACAUACAUUUGCCAGGCCCAUGGUCCUUGGGGACAGGCCCAGGCCAGUGCCCGGCUAGUUGUCCAAGCUCUGCCCUCCGUGCUCAUCAACAUCCGCACAUCUGUGCAGACUGUGGUGGUUGGCCACGCUGUCGAGUUCGAGUGUCUGGCGCUAGGGGAUCCCAAGCCUCAGGUGACAUGGAGCAAAGUUGGGGGCCGCAUGAGGCCUGGCAUUGUGCAGAGUGGAAACAUUGUCAGAAUUGCCCACGUGGAGAUGGCCGAUGCAGGGCAGUACCGCUGCACGGCCACCAAUGCUGCUGGCACCACCCAGUCCCAUGUGCUGCUGCUGGUACAAGCCUUGCCCCAAAUCUCAACCCCCCCGGAGGUCCGUGUGCCUGCUGGCUCUGCAGCCGUCUUCCCCUGCAUGGCGUCAGGCUACCCCACUCCAGACAUCACCUGGAGCAAGCUGGAUGGUGACCUGCCACCCAACAGUCGCUUAGAGAACAACAUGUUGAUGCUGCCCUCGGUCCGGCCCCAGGAUGCAGGCACCUAUGUAUGUACUGCUACCAACCGGCAGGGCAAGGUCAAAGCCUUUGCCCAUCUGCAGGUGCCAGAGCGGGUGAUUCCCUACUUCACCCAGACACCCCACUCUUUCCUGCCACUGCCUACCAUCAAGGAUGCCUACAGGAAGUUUGAGAUCAAGGUCACCUUCCGGCCUGACUCAGCCGAUGGCCUCCUCCUCUACUCGGGGAUGCUGCUGUACAAUGGACAGAAGCAGAUCCCAGGGAGCCCCACCAACCUGGCCAACAGGCAGCCUGACUUCAUCUCCUUCGGCCUCGUGGGUGGAAGGCCUGAGUUCCGGUUUGACGCAGGCUCUGGCAUGGCCACAAUCCGCCACCCCACACCACUGGCCUUGGGCCAGUUCCACACUGUGACCCUGCUGCGCAGCCUCACCCAGGGCUCCCUGAUUGUGGGCAACCUGGCCCCCGUGAACGGGACCUCCCAGGGCAAGUUCCAGGGCCUGGACCUGAAUGAGGAGCUGUACCUAGGUGGCUACCCUGACUAUGGUGCCAUCCCCAAGUCAGGGCUGAGCAGCGGUUUUGUGGGCUGUGUCCGGGAGCUGCGAAUCCAGGGCGAGGAGACAGUCUUCCAUGACCUCAACCUCACAGCACAUGGCAUCUCCCACUGCCCCACCUGCCGGGACCGGCCCUGCCAGAAUGGGGGCCAGUGCCAUGACUCGGACAGCAGCAGCUACAUGUGCAUCUGUCCAGCUGGCUUCACUGGGAGCCGCUGUGAGCACUCGCAGGCCCUGCACUGCCACCCAGAGGCCUGUGGGCCUGACGCCACCUGUGUGAACCGGCCUGACGGUAGAGGCUACACCUGCCGCUGCCACCUGGGCCGCUCUGGAAUGAGGUGUGAAGAAGGUGUGACAGUCACCACCCCAUCCAUGUCGGGCUCUGGCUCCUACCUGGCACUGCCUGCCCUCACCAACACACACCACGAGCUCCGCCUGGAUGUCGAGUUCAAGCCACUGGCACCCGAUGGGAUCUUGCUGUUCAGUGGGGGGAAGAGUGGGCCUGUGGAGGACUUUGUGUCCCUCGCGAUGGCUGGCGGCCAUGUGGAGUUCCGCUAUGAGUUGGGCUCAGGGCUGGCUGUCCUGCGAAGCCCCCAGCCACUGGCCCUGGGCCGCUGGCACCGCGUGUCUGCAGAGCGCCUCAACAAGGAUGGCAGCCUGCAGGUGGAUGGGGGGCGCCCUGUGCUGCGCUCCUCACCAGGCAAGAGCCAGGGCCUCAACCUACACACCCUGCUCUACCUGGGCGGUGUGGAGCCUUCUGUACAGCUGUCCCCAGCCACCAAUGUCAGCGCCCACUUCCGCGGCUGUGUGGGCGAGGUGUCUGUGAAUGGCAAGCGGCUGGACCUCACCUACAGCUUCCUGGGCAGCCAGGGUAUUGGGCAGUGCUAUGACAGCUCCCCAUGUGAGCGCCAGCCCUGUCGGAAUGGUGCCACAUGCAUGCCCACAGGUGAAUAUGAGUUCCAGUGCCUGUGUAAGGAUGGCUUCAAAGGAGAUCUCUGUGAGCAUGAGGAGAAUCCCUGCCAGCUCCAAGAGCCCUGUCUGCAUGGGGGCACCUGCCAGGGCACCCGCUGCCUCUGUCUCCCUGGUUUUUCUGGCCCACGCUGCCAACAAGGCUCCAGACAUGGCACAGGGGAAUCUGAUUGGCACCUUGAAGGCAGUGGAGGCAAUGAUGCCCCUGGGCAAUAUGGAGCCUAUUUUCAUGACAACGGCUUCCUAGCCCUUCCUGGUGGCAUCUUCGCCAGGAGCCUGCCUGAAGUACCCGAGACCAUUGAGUUGGAGGUUCGGACCAACACUGCCAGUGGCCUCCUGCUCUGGCAGGGUGUGGAGGUGGCAGAGGCUGGUCAUAGCAAGGACUUCAUCAGCCUAGGGCUGCAGGAUGGCCACCUGGUCUUCAGCUACCAGCUGGGCAGCGGGGAGGCCCGCCUUAUUUCUGAGGACCCCAUCAAUGAUGGCGAAUGGCAUCGAUUGAUAGCACUGCGAGAGGGCCGGAGAGGCUCCAUCCAGGUCGAUGGUGAAGAGCUGAUCAGUGGCAAGUCCCCAGGUCCCAACGUGGCAGUCAACACCAAGGACAGUGUCUAUGUCGGUGGAGCCCCCGACGUGGCUGCAUUGACUGGAGGCAGGUUCUCCUCAGGCAUCACAGGCUGUAUUAAGAACCUGGUGCUGCACUCAGCCAGGCCUGGCGCCCCACCUCCACAACCCCUGGACCUGCAGCACCAGGCCCAGGCAGGGGCCAACACACGCCCCUGCCCCUCAUAGACACCUGCCUGCCCCACACGGACUCCCGGGCAGCGCCCAGCCCAACAACGUCAAGUAUAUUAUUAUUAAUAUUAUUAUGAAUUUUUGUAAGAAACUGAGGCAAUGCCACGCUUGCUGCUACCGCCCUGGGCUGGACUGGAGGGUGGGCAUGCCGCCUCCCACACACAUACAACUACACGGGCAAAGCCUAGGCUGAUGGGCAGAGCCAGUGGGAUAGGCAUAGAUGGCCUCAGAAGGCCAUGUGGACUUGGAGUCAGGCACAGUGGCUGGAUGGGUUCAGUACUGCCAUCCCCCCACUCCAAUGGAACCCCCCAAAGUACAGCUGGGCUGCCCAUUGUUGCAGCCAAGGGCAGUCCUCAUUCCUGUGAGAGCCAGCCCCAGCUUACCACCUGGUGCCUUGCCAGCUACCUGAAAAAGGGGGCAUCACAGUGGCCUUGGCCACCCCCUAUACUGGGAAGUCACCAGUGCCCACUGUAAAGGCAGCUCACCCUUCCCCCACCAGCUAUGGCCCAGCCCCUCUCCCUUCACCUAGCCAAGGGCCCCCUGCCCCUGGCAGCCUCCCCUUCCACCCAGCCUGCAUUCCCACCACCCCCACUCAUGGCCCAGGGCCCUGCCCUCAAGGGCUACAAGGGAAGCCCCCACCAAUACCCAGAGCUGCUAAGGCAGAGCCCAGCAAUGGGGUCCCCGCCACGCCAGGCCACACCAUCCCCCCACUUCUCUGGAGGUGAAGGCCCAGGACUUGGGGGAAAGGAGCCAGAAGACCCGUGCUUUGGUGGGGGAAGCCGAGACCCCCCCUGACAGGGUGAGAGGAGGGGAGAUGACAGCCCCACCCAUCUGGGAACCUGAGGAUCCUGGGUGAGCGGCCCCAGCCUGUGGUAUGGGGCUACCUGGCCUUGGGUCCUAGAAGGAUCCUCCUGUGGUCUUUGUCUUGAUUUUUCUUAAUAAACGGUGCUAUCCCCGCCAGGGGCCUCCUGUGUCUUUGACAA